Molecule: messenger RNA, 2295 nt
Organism: Vicugna pacos (alpaca)
Lineage: Eukaryota; Metazoa; Chordata; Mammalia; Artiodactyla; Camelidae
Gene: CTBS
Product: chitobiase
Biological process (GO): chitin catabolic process; oligosaccharide catabolic process
Molecular function (GO): chitin binding; chitinase activity
Source: RefSeq, a predicted model, not a curated record
UCCGGAGCCGGCGCCUCGUCGUUCCCUCCCAGCGCGGGGGCUCCUGGGCUUGCUCCGCUGCUGCUGCCCCUGCUGCUGGCUCUGCCCCUCGCGGCCGGGGCCAACUGCCCGUGCAAGAACCCAGCGCUGUGCAACCCGAUCACCCACCGCCUCAACUUCGAGGUCUUUGUGUUUGAUGUUGGACAUAAAGUUUGGAAAUAUUAUGACUGGUCACAGAUUACAACUGUGGUACUUUUUGCAGAUUAUGACCCAGAACUUAUGUGCCAUGCUCAUUCAAAAGGGGCCAGGGUAGUGCUAAAAGGAGAUGUAUCUGUAAAGGAUAUCAAAAAUGCUACUUUCAGAGCAUCCUGGAUAGCUAAGCAAGUUCAGUUGGCCAAAACACAACAUAUGGAUGGAAUUAAUCUAGACAUAGAGCAAGAAGUCCAGCGUUCAUCACCUGAGUAUUAUGCAUUAACUGCUUUAGUCAAAGAAACUACAGACACUUUCCAUCGUGAAAUUAAGGGAUCACAGGUAACCUUUGAUGUUCCUUGGUCUUCAAACUGCGUAGGUGGAAGGUGCUAUAAUUACACUGAAAUUGCAUAUGCUUGUGACUUUCUCUUUGUGAUGUCUUAUGAUGAACGAAGUCUGCCCUGGUCACAAUGUAUUGCAGGAGCCAAUUCUCCCUAUACUCAGACAUUAACUGGAUAUGAGGACUACAUCAAGAUAGGUAUUAGCCCUAAGAAACUUGUAAUGGGUAUUCCCUGGUAUGGUGUUGACUAUACCUGCCAGAAUCUAUCAAAGGAUCAUGUUUGUACCACUGCAAAGCACCCCUGUAAGGAUGCUGUACACCAGCAGGUGCCCUAUAAAUUGAUUAUGAAGCAAGUAAACAACUCUCCUUCUAAAAGCCUGUGGGAUAAAAGUCAGCAGUCUCCUUAUUACCACUAUCAAGAUAAGGCCGGUCAUUUUCAUCAAGUGUGGUAUGAUAACCCUCAGAGCAUUUCUCUAAAGGCAGCAUAUGUACAAAACCGUGGCUUACUCGGCAUUGGCAUGUGGCAUGCAAACUGCCUUGACUACUCUGAAGAUGCUACAGCCAAAAAGCAAACUGAAGAAAUGUGGAAAGCCUUAAGGAAAAAGCUGUGACAGGAAUGAACAUCUUCUGUCAAACUACUGAGAUUUAGAAAAAUGAUCUGUAGUAGUUCUAGUUUCUUGAAGAGAUUAAAAAAGUAUACAUUUUUGUCAUGUUGCUAUAUAUUUUAGUUAUUUGUAUACUCAAAAACAAAUAAAGAAUAAAGAAAUGCUUUGAUUGUUUGAAUUUGAAAAAAAUGCACAUUUAUAUAUAUUGUGUACAACAAUAUAAGGGUUAAGAAACAAGUCAACUUACUAUGUUAAAUAUUCCUAAAAGAUGUUUAAUACUAUAGUUAGAAAUAAUUGCUUUCAGAACUUUAUUAUGCUAAAAUUUUCCUCAUGAUAUUAAAAUGUAUACUUAUAAAUCAAUAAUUUUUUAAAAUAUGUAUAAUUUGAAGUGGAAUUGUUCAGAAUAGAUUUUUUUUAAAACUUAGUCUUUGAGAAUCAGUAGUCAAUAAAUCUAAAUUUAAAACUGCAAUUUAGUGUCUUUAGGUUUAUCCAACUGAUGCAAGUCAUUUUUCUGCUUCCUGGCUCCAUAUGCACUCAUGUUCUCUGAGUCACUUGAGUUAAACUCACUUAGGCCUCCAGAGGGAAAAAUGAAUAUAAAGGAUCAAAAUACUUAACAAAAUACAAGAAGAUAACUUAGUAGUAAUAUUUUGAAUUAGUAGGCUAGAGCUACCUAAUAUUUUCCAGCUAAAUUAUUUGUUGAGGUUAUAUCUGAAAUGCUUAUGAAAAACUUGGUACUGAACCUGAUUCAAUUCAAUUUACCCUUCCAAUUAUUAAUAUUCCUUCAUUUAUGGACCUCUGUGCUUCUUGGUUAGUCUUGUCUUCAUGGUUAAAUUUUCUCAUUUUCUAUAUCUGCAUUUUACUUUUAAUUACCUAAAGACAUUGGUUUCUCAACUGUUUUUUCUAUCUACAAGAGAAAUUUUGUGCAAAGAACUUUCUUUAAAUGUAUAGAAGUUUCUGUUCUCUUAGGCAAUUAAGAAGAAUAUAACUGUGUUACACUUAUAUCAGUUCCUAUAAAUACUUAGAUUAAAAAUCUGCAUCCUUGAACUCUAGAUUUACAUAAAAUCCUGCCUUCCCUGCACAUUUCCUCCUCUCCACGUUGGAAUAAAUGCUUAUUCACAGUCAUCUGCUAUGAUAAUACUUCAUUUCCUACUUAAAAUUAUUUAUGGCAGAGUAACAUUAACC